AUGGACUCUACAACUAGCGUGGGCCGUGGCACAAACCAAAACAACCAACGCCGCAGUUGGACAGUUGAAGAAGAACGGGCAUUAAUCCAAGGAUUGAAGGAUCUCGUCGCACGUGGAUGGAAAGCCGACAAUGGCUUUCGUUCGGGGUACACGACUAUUCUUGAGCAAUAUAUGAGGCAACAGUUUCCAACAACAACCAUUAGAGCCGACCCGCAUAUUUCUUCGAAGAUUACAGUGUGGAAAAAAAAUUAUAUUUUACUGGCACCCCUACUAGCCCAGACUUCUGGUGUUGGGUGGUCUGAAACCGGACACAUGCUAGAAGUCGAUGAACCAAUUUGGAAAGAUUAUGUCCAGGUCUAUCCGAAAGCAAAAGCAUUGCGCAACAAGUCCUGGCCAUUUUAUGCAGAUUGGGUAGAGAUUUUCGGAAAGGACCGCGCAACAGGAGAGGGUGCCGAAGGUUUUGCAGAUGCGUUAAAUGAAGUCUUGACUAAUACGGGUGACGAUGGGCACCCACAUGUCAAUUCUAGGAAUGACGGGAUUGGUUGUAGCUUUGAAGGCAAUGAGCAUGAAACGGAGUCGUCUUCGCUGAAUGGUGUUGAGAGUAGUGCCUCUGGAAAGGGUAAACGUGUAGGCAAGCGCAAACGGUUUGUAGAGCCGGAGGACCAAGUGGUUGGGCUGCUAUCUACAUUAUGCGAAAAGGCCGACCAACGCUUUUCGCAAAUGGUGGAACGGAUUGGGUUUCAACACGAUGCGAAGGAGCAACGCAAGGCUUUGUAUGAGGCGUUGAAUUGUCUGCCGACACUGAGUACCGAAGAAAAGUUUAUGGUCACCAAGUACUUUUGUAAGAAUAAUGAAGAGCUGGACAUAUUUUUUAGCCUGCCAGACGACACAAAAGCUUCAAUGGUGAAGAUGAUCCUCAAAAAAAGGUCAGCUUCCAGCAUCACAAGCUCCACAAUGGAACGUCAUGAACGCAUGCUACUUAUUGCGGAGAGGUAUCGAGUCCCCGGCUGGUCAGUCAAAUUGACGUUCUCCAUGCAAAAAUAUUUCUCUGUCCUGAAGGUUAGAACGAAGAUCAACGCACUCCGAACCUACUUCCGGGAGUUCCUCACGUAUCUUGAGACUCCGGGUGUUGAGGUGCAUGCCGACUCGGGUCUUGUUAGAGUGAAUCCUACGUAUUGGGCAUACGUGGGCCAGGAAACGAAUUUUGAGUCAUUCUUCCGACAUGUGGGGUUCCCGUGGUACGACGAGUGUGUCGAUCUGUGGGACUUGAGAGAUGCGGCUGAGGUAGACAUGCAGGGAGGGUCCGGUGUAAGAAUUGAUCAACCAAUCAUGUUUGACGACACCGAUGAGAGCAAUGGAGCUAACGAUGAUGCUGAGGGAGCUGACGAUGACGCUGAGGGAGCUAACGAUGACGCUGAGGGAGCCGACAUGACGGAGGACAUGUUCGGAGCUGCCAACGAUGUGCUUGCACAUCUUGAUGAGGCUGCUGGAGGAGAUCCCGAAGGAGCGGAGGAACAUGAUGACGAAGACAUGGAGGUCCCCGCACCUGUUGAGGUGAUUCACAUAGAAUCCGACGAUGAGCCCGAAGAAAUGGACAUCGAGUCAGACGCCGAGUCUUGCGUUGACUCAGACUAG
This is a messenger RNA of Striga asiatica, 1635 nucleotides long. The record is from the annotation of a GenBank genome assembly. NCBI's taxonomy places the organism in Eukaryota, Viridiplantae, Streptophyta, Magnoliopsida, Lamiales, Orobanchaceae.